GAGCAUGGUAAAGACCAGAGGAAAGUUUGAGGAAAUAGGCUGUGUUGCUUGAAAAGGGAAAUGACUUACAGAUAGAAUUAUUGAUUAAAUUGACUAGAUUUAUGAUUUAAUUAAUAUUACUGAGAAACAUCUUCCAAAAAUUAACUUAUUUUAUGAACAGAAAUAGCCAGUGGACUUGAAAAUAUUUCUAAGGUUUAACCGAAGGAAACAUGCAUCUUUGGGAGUUUCAAUCGUUUGUAAUAAGUGUGUACAUCUUCUUGGUGGUUCCACCUAUUAUCCUAAGUGUAGGAAUUGUCGGCAAUGCAAUGGCGGCGGCAGUAUUACUGCAAAAGUCGAUGCGCUCUUCAACAUCCAGCAUGUACUUGAUCGCACUUGCCUUUGUGGACACAACGGUCCUCUUAACAGGAUUAGUUCGUGAAUGGAUAAAAUAUGGAAUCUUUGAGUAUCGUGAGCAUUUCGGCUACUGGACGUUGAAACCUUCUGAUGUCAGAGCAUAUACGGAUGCUGGCUGUAAGUUUCACAUGUUCAUACUCUAUACGACUAUCCAUAUAUCUGCAUGGCUGCUCGUAUGCCUUACGGUGGAGAGGGUCAUCGCUGUUUUCAUCCCCCACAAGGUAAAACUAAUUUGCACUCAUAAAGUUACCCUAGCCGCCAUUGGUAUCAUCUUUAUAGUUUGCAUCGCUCUGAAUUCACACUUCUUCGUCACAGUGAAGCUGGAUACGGAUAUCUACUCCGGUGUCCUUUGGUGUGGUGUAAACGGUGACAUGAACAGCGCGAAUGCCAGAUGGUAUAAAACUUAUCAUAUCAUCGAUGCAGUUGUCGCAUCGUAUGCUCCUUUUGUGAUUAUGCUAUCGGCGAAUCUACUGAUAAUAGGCAAGUUGAGGUUCAGCAAGUGCAAACGUGGCAAAAUGGUCAACAAUACUUCAUCGAAUGACUCGAAACUUAACACCAUGACAACGAUUCUUCUCACAAUUAAUUUUGUUUUCGUCGUUACCACCUCCCCAAUAGUCGUACUGAAGAAGUACUAUAGUGUAUGGUUCGAUGUUAACACGGAUGAGGGAGAAGCGGAUAAUGAACUGGCGUUUGCUAUCUGCAACAUGCUUUUCUAUCUGAACAGUGCGCUAAAUUUCUUUUUAUAUUGUAUCUCUGGACCAAGGUUUAGAGGAGAGUUUAUGGUCCUCAUGAGACGUUUGACAUCGUGUAGAAACUGAACCCCAUUGAACUACAGAGCCAGACACGUUGACGGUAGUCAUAUAAAAUAUGGUCUCCAAGAAAGCUCCCGCAAGUCAGUUUUGGACAAAACAAUUUUUAAGAACUAUUUUACAUAUGCACAAUUUUAUUCAAACAAAGAAUGUGAACUCAUCCACCAAGCGUCAACCAUAUUGGUCUAAGCUGUAUGUCAUGACAAUUUACUUAUUAACCUGUCAUUGUCCGCAUUCAUUGAUGGUUCUGAUACCGAUGCUAAGUCCGACGUUACGGGAUAGUUUCGGGCAACCGCCUCAUAAUAUGUGUAUAGACGUUUCUCUCUUGGAAGACAAGAUGGAUUUCAUGUCACUUAAUAAUAAUGAUUAAAGGCCUCAUAUAAAGUCUAAACAUUUUGGCGUAUCGUGUAGUCUUACCGAAUGUUAUUAAAAAUAAUUUGUGUUACUUCGCUAAAAUAUUAUAUGGCCAUUUAUUUCACUAUAAAAUGUUAAAAUAUUUGAAACUUUUUUUAAAAAUUCAAAGGUGGCUUUUCGGGGACCUUUGUUCAAAAAGCCGUGACUUUUUUUAAAAGUCACACCUAUCUUUUAAUAAGCGAUACUUCAAACCAACGCGCAGCAUUCAUCCUCACGUUUUUUUGAAAAAUAUGAAAAUCGGUUGAUAAAUAAGC
Owenia fusiformis is the source of this 1870-nucleotide messenger RNA. NCBI's taxonomy places the organism in Eukaryota, Metazoa, Annelida, Polychaeta, Sabellida, Oweniidae. The record is from the annotation of a GenBank genome assembly.